This is a messenger RNA of Prionailurus viverrinus (fishing cat), 3460 nucleotides long. RefSeq names its product RAS like family 10 member B (gene RASL10B). NCBI's taxonomy places the organism in Eukaryota, Metazoa, Chordata, Mammalia, Carnivora, Felidae. The record is from RefSeq and is a predicted model, not a curated record. Bases 464 to 1303 code for a protein of 279 amino acids. Gene Ontology annotation, molecular function: GTPase activity; GTP binding. The transcript is spliced from 4 exons.
CCUCUGCCGCCCCCACCCGCCCACUCCCACAUGAACGUGUGGGGACAGACAGCGGGCAGACGUGUGACUCUGCCCAUGGGACCGCAAAGCCAGGGCCGCCAGUCUGGAGCAGGACUCCUGUGUCCAGGCCUAGGGGAGGGGACGAGAAGCAGGCUUUGGCCCCUGUGUGUGUCCCCGGUCUCUUGCCGGGGCGCUGUCUGCAGACUCACUGCGGAGCGCAGGCCUUGGGGAGGGAGCCCUCAGGGAGCUGGGCCCUGAUGCUCCGGACAGCCCUCUUCAGUCCCCACCCAACUAGGGAUGUUGGGUUAAUAGGCACUUAGACCCAGGACCCCUGCCUGGGAAGAGGGAGGGGACACUAGUCACCUCUGAGUCAGAGACAGGGCCACAGUUGGGCCUGGUGAGUUCCAGGAGGGUGGCCCCAGCCUAGGGGCCUCUCUUGCAUCCCCUCCCUGGCUCCAGCACUAUGCCCCGUUUAUUUCCCAGCAAUUCUCCAGAAAGGGUUGAUUUCUGUGCAGGGAGCGUGGCGUUCGGGAGAAUCUGCAGUCCAGGUGGAGGCCGCAGAGGGCCCGGGGCAAAACAGGGGCAGCAAUGGUGGGUCCUGACGGUGGCUGAGCCCCCAGCCCCUGGAAUAUGCAGCCCGGGGGAGCCCCAGGCAGCGGCGAGGACGCGGUGGCGGAGCGGGGCGGGAGGCAUGGUCUCCACCUACCGGGUGGCCGUGCUGGGGGCGCGAGGCGUGGGCAAAAGUGCCAUCGUGCGCCAGUUCCUGUACAACGAGUUCAGCGAGGUCUGCGUGCCCACCACCGCCCGCCGCCUCUACCUGCCUGCUGUCGUCAUGAACGGCCACGUGCACGACCUCCAGAUCCUCGACUUCCCACCCAUCAGCACCUUCCCUGUCAACACACUGCAGGAGUGGGCAGAUGCCUGUUGCAGGGGACUCCGGAGCGUCCAUGCCUACAUCCUGGUCUACGACAUCUGCUGCUUUGACAGCUUUGAGUACGUCAAGACCAUCCGCCAGCAGAUCCUAGAGACGAGGGUGAUCGGCACCUCGGAGACGCCCAUCAUCAUCGUGGGCAACAAGCGGGACCUGCAGCGCGGGCGCGUGAUCCCGCGCUGGAACGUGUCACACUUGGUGCGCAAGACCUGGAAGUGCGGCUACGUGGAGUGCUCGGCCAAGUACAACUGGCACAUCCUGCUGCUCUUCAGCGAGCUGCUCAAGAGCGUCGGCUGCGCCCGCUGCAAGCACGUGCACGCCGCCCUGCGCUUCCAGGGCGCGCUGCGCCGCAACCGCUGCGCCAUCAUGUGACAACGCGCCCGCCCGCGGCCGCAUCCCGACGGGCGGGGACCUCCCCGGGGACUGCCGGGCUCGGGCGCGGAGGGGCGGGGUAGGACUCUGACGGUCCGGGCCUGCGACGGCCCCGCAGCCGCGCGCCUCCCGGUGAGGGGCGGAGGACGAGAGAGCCUCCGGUAACUGCCCAGUCCAAGCCCUCUCCUGGGCCAGCGGUCUUCCUGGGCCCGCUGCCCUUAGUGCUGGAGUUAGCGCAGUGCCGGGCCAGGCCCCCAAGGGGCGCCUCAGCCUUUGGGGAUUGGCGGUGAGCGCGGGGUAUGGGGGUGGGGGUGGGGAGGUGCUGCCUUGGCCGGGGCCCCCACCCGUCUUCUCCAGAGAGUGUGUCUGUCAUUGCCCUGCGUCGUCUACUCCUGUGUCUGUCUGCCCAAGCGUCUGUUGUCCCUUAGCUGUCUUAUCCACCCUCCGGUCCACCUUCCCGCCCCCGGCUCCGUUCACAGGGCUCUCACUUCGUUCACCCCCUUGUCGCAGAUCCUGGCAGCUUCUCUGUGAGGCCAGCCUUUGGACCGUCAGCACCACGGGCACAGGGCAGAGAGAUGCGGGUGGCCCAAGGACCAUAGUCAGGGUCCGAGGGUUGAGGUCAAGGGUCAGUCAGGGGGAGAAGGCUGAGUUCUCCCCCUUCCAGGGAGAUCUCCCCGCCCAGCAGCCCCCAGAGACACAACAACCUACCUUCCAGCCUUAACUCGAUGGUCCAUCCCUGCUGGGUGCCCCUCAUCCCCUUCCUGACCCCAAAGCCAGAUCACCCCCUGGGUUAAAACUUUUUGUUUUCCUUGACAGUGUGGAGAGGGAAUCCCCCAAAGGAUAAAUUUAUUUCCAUGAUGCCAGAUUCCAGCCCUCUCUUCCCCCUUGCGUUGGGUGGUCUGCGAGAUUGGGGGAUGUUGGGUUUGGGGGGCUGGUGGUGGGCAAGGUGGUGCCCUGUGAGGGGGAGGGGUUAGGUUGUGCUAGUGAAGACUCUUAUCUCCCCAUCCCACUCCAAUCUGACUGCCCCAGACCCUACCUGCCUUGAAUCUCAGAUUUCUCUGAUAAAUCUGGGGAGGGGCAGAGCCAGGAUAAGAAUUAUGGAGACCCCUGUCCUUGGGGGAGAUAUGCCCACAUACCCACCCCUAGAUGGAGGCCCUCAGGAUCUGAUGCCCCCUUGUCCCAACACCAAUUGGCCCUAUGCCCUGACUCACUCCACCCCAUUUUCUCCGGCCACCUGGCCGGUUUCUACCUCUCGUCACCGGAGCUGAUCACUGUCAGUUUUGUACCGAUUUAGAAAUAACAAAAUCCAUUGAAGAUACUAGGAGCGGCCUGAGGGAUUACUGGGGUACUCGGAGGGUGGGACCAAUGGCGUGUGUCCCCUGCCCCCAGCUGAGUGCUCCUUGAGGCUGAGCCCUGAGCCCUGGUGUGGUGAGAAGAUAGGAAGGUCCCUUGUUAGAAGACGGGCAGAUAGAACAACCCAGCCUUGAUGUAGCCAAGCUGCAGUGUCUAGACCAGAAAAAUCAGGUAGCCCAGAGUGGUGAUGGAACGGAGUCUGGGGGAGGGGUCAUGGGUGGGGAAUUUAUCCAGAUCUAGUGUGAGAGGGAAUCUGAUUCUCCCUUCUACUUCCCCAGCUGAUUCUCCCUCCACCCAUGGGGUGUAUCCGCAGCCCUGCAGUGACUGCCCUGACCUGGGGCAGUCCCAUAUUCCUGGGUUCUAGUCCCUGCUCUGCUGCAUGACUUUGGGCAAGUGACCCGCUCUCUCUGAGCCUCCCUCUGAAACAGAGGAGGUGGCUCCCCUUCCCCACGCCUUGGGAGUGGCUGGGAGGGUAAGGAAGAGGGCCUGCCCCCUUUUAUCCCCUGCAUCCCUGCCCCCUGGUUCACCAGGGGGCUGGGGUGAGGGAUGGCAGCAUCUCACCUGCCCCAUCACUGUCACCCCUAGCUGAGGCACCUGAGGUGGGUGUGGGGAACCCAGGCCUCUGGCUACCCCUUGUGGGAGCCAUUGGAAUGUAUUGCCUGGCCAACCCCCCUCACCCCCUCCACUGCACCCCAGGUAUUUGAUUUUGAUUCCCUGCACUCCCAUUCUGAGUCUCUGUCCCCACCCACCCAGGGUUUCCCACCACAGGGUCUGGAAGUUUGUGUGUGUGUGAUGCCCAUUGCG